CUUCUGUCACACUAGCAUACUAUACCCCCAAUCAAAUCAACAGACUGUCACACAUCAUCUUCAAUUCCCUUCAACCAGCUACGUCACCUUCUUCAUGCACUUGUUUACUCCUGAACGAUUAGCUACGCGGUUCCAAGUUCCCAGGUUCGCAAAUUCCAGGGGAAGUCUCAUGUUUCAGUACUGUCGCAACAUCACCACCGCAUUUCCCGACCAGGUUACGCGAACGCAACGCCAAACCCAUCUCGCGUGAGAUGGGCUGCAGGUGCGUCGAUGCGUAGGUCGGCGCUUCCGAGUGCGAGGUUACAUAUGCGCCUUGCGUUGCAACCACCAGAAUCGACCUUUUGCGACUCCACGACUUUCAACGACGGAUCAUUCGUACAAGCGCUGUGCGCUACUUGUCAGCCAACACCAGUACACAACCAUGAAGUUCCUUCCACCCGCCCUCCUCUCACUCAUCCACCUGGCGCUUCCUGCUCUUUCGCAUGCGUCACCUCAACCCGCCCUCGUCUCCACAGACUGGGAGAUGUCUUUGGUACCACGGCAUACCUUGUUCCUGCGCCAGCUCGCCGAUCUGCAGACUUUCAAUUCAGCACUAGGAGGCACAAAAGCUAGUGCCAUCACCAAGAGCGGAGACCCUCAACGACCCUUUUCCGUCGACGGAGACACGUUUGAUAGCUUCCAAUCCGCCGCGCAAAGAAGCUGCGAUAAACAGUUCAAGGGAUGUUCUGAUGCUGCGAAUGGAAAUGGGAAUGGAAAUGGAAAUGGCAAUGGGAAUGGCAAUGGGAAUGGGAACGGUAAAGGAAAUGGAGAUAGAAAUGGCAACGGCAAUGGCAAUAGAGGCGGAAAGAAGGAUAAGCCGAAGAGGCAGAGUGGAGGGCUGAGCGUGCAGCAGUGUGAUGAGCAAAAGAGUAAGUCUUGCCUUCUCAAUCCCGCAUCAAGGAGAUGUGAUUAUGAAGAUGGGAUGCUGGGUAUGACUGAUGCUUACUAUGAAUCUGUGUGCUAACAUUGGAUUUAGCUCAGUGUAAUACUGCACAGCAGAAUGCGCGCGUCACGGACUUUCGGAACGCGGUCGCUAGUGUCAAUAUUGGACCUGAUCCUGCGUUUCCGGAUUUCGACUUGAUAUGUGAGGCGUAGUCAAGUCGAGAAGGGCCUUGAAGUAUUCCAAAGUUGUCCGUAACAUUGGCCCAGGAGCAACUGUAAUUGGCGUGCCUAGAGUAGUUCCAGGGAGGUUUGCCGUAAAUAUAAUGACUAUCCAUGAUCAUGCCAGAUAAAGACAGCUCCAGACGCCAACGUGGUAGUGGGCAGAGGAGGAUCACGUGCGCACGCUUAACCGUGCACGCGACUUGUAGUCUACAACGCGUGAACUCCUUUCCCAACACCAGCACACUUUUUCAGCAUAGAAUAUUUUGCAUUCUUAUCGACCCAAACUCAC
Cucurbitaria berberidis CBS 394.84 is the source of this 1432-nucleotide messenger RNA. RefSeq lists its product as uncharacterized. The transcript has a single exon. NCBI's taxonomy places the organism in Eukaryota, Fungi, Ascomycota, Dothideomycetes, Pleosporales, Cucurbitariaceae. The record is from RefSeq and is a predicted model, not a curated record. The coding region runs from base 422 to 1003 and encodes 193 amino acids.